Diprion similis is the source of this 841-nucleotide messenger RNA. RefSeq names its product peptidyl-tRNA hydrolase 2, mitochondrial-like. The transcript has 5 exons. Gene Ontology annotation, cellular component: mitochondrion; cytosol. Gene Ontology annotation, molecular function: peptidyl-tRNA hydrolase activity. The coding region runs from base 219 to 731 and encodes 170 amino acids. The record is from RefSeq and is a predicted model, not a curated record. NCBI's taxonomy places the organism in Eukaryota, Metazoa, Arthropoda, Insecta, Hymenoptera, Diprionidae.
AGUCAACGUUUAAUGUGAUAAAGACUAAAUCAGCCUAUUUUGUACUUACCCAAACCAAAGUUUUCACCUCCAAAUUUGAGUCAGGCGUGUGUCUGCUUUUGGAUCAAAUAAUCAUAUGGCACAUGCAUGCGAUGUGAUUUUCAGGAGGUUAUGAUCAAUUCCCCAUGUGCAUAAACUGAAACUGAAGUGAAUUUUAAAAGCGAAAUUGAUGUGAGAAAAUGGAAGUACUGCGAAUGUUACUUGAGUUUGUAUCGGACUAUAAGUUCCUCCUGGGACUUGGGAUAGGAUUUAGUUACAGUAUAUUCAAGUUGCUACGAAACAGUUCUAGCAGUGAGUCUGAUUUGGACGAAAAAAAUAACGUGAUCUUCAGCGAUGCUGACAGCAAUUACAAACUGGUAAUGGUUAUCAGAAAUGACUUGAAAAUGGGCAAGGGGAAAGUUGCAGCACAAUGUUCUCACGCAGCUGUCGCAGCCUAUAAAUUAGCUAUGAAGCAUCCACAAAUUCUCAGGGAAUGGGAUGAUUGCGGCCAAGCAAAAAUAACCUUGAAAGUGGACAGUGAAACAGCUCUGCUUGAACUAGCGAAGCAUGCCAAGGCAAUAGGUCUUCUAUCUAACGUAGUUCGAGACGCAGGUCGAACUCAGAUAGCAUCUGGUAGCAGAACUGUUUGUGGGAUUGGUCCAGGUCCUGAAGAGUUAAUUGAUCAGAAUAUGGAAAAGAGUGUUGAAUACUGACUGAAUGACCUCUUCGAGAGCUGUUUCAUCUUUUCAACACAGCAGUAACACGUUGCAUUCAUUUGUACAAUACUAAACUAUCAGUCAUUCGUAAUCUUGCCCCGUACAAU